Haemonchus placei is the source of this 1563-nucleotide messenger RNA. The record is from the annotation of a GenBank genome assembly. NCBI's taxonomy places the organism in Eukaryota, Metazoa, Nematoda, Chromadorea, Rhabditida, Trichostrongylidae.
AUGUCAAAAAGUGCCUUUGUGAUAGGGGCCACUGGUGCUGUUGGUCGGCAACUUGUCGAAGCACUCAUUGCAUGCAAUCAGUUCAAAAGGAUCGUACUCAUCGGUAGAAGGCGGAUCCCACUGAACUGUGACAUUAUAGAACAAGCAGUUGUCGAUUUCGAUGCCAUUGAAAGUCAUCCUGAUCUCUUCAAAGAUAUUGACGUUGGAUUUUGUGCUUUCGGUACGACAUAUGCAAAAUCAGCCAUGGGUCUUUCACCAAUAAUUUCCGAUGUUCAGACAGAAUUGUACAAAGUAGAUCACGACUAUGUUGUAAACACUGCAAAAGUCGCUAGAGCUCAAGGUGUCAAGGAAUUCAUUUUGGUCUCAGCCUUGGGAGCAAGCGAACACUCAUGGCUACUGUAUUUCAGAACAAAAGGUGCCAUUGAACGAGACAUAGCUAAAUUGAAUUUUGAUAAAUUUGUUAUUGCGCGACCUGGAAUGUUCGAAACGGUUAGAGAAGAAAGUCGCCCUAUGGAGUCAUUUGUAAGAUUACUUGUCCAACCAUUGAAACUAUUCACUAAUUCGCUCUCGAUUCCUGCCACCGACGUUGCAAAGGCUAUGGUUGUCGCAGCUUGCUCUACUGAUCUGGAAGGUGUCGUAAUUUGGGAGAAUGCGACGUUAUUUGAGAAGAAAGAAUUAUUCGAUGACUUCUGUAAGAAAGACGACAUAGUUCAACAAACAAAGGAGGGCGACAUGAUCGCUUUCCUGAACGGAAAAGUUCUUGAGCGACAGGAAAGCAUACUAUUCCUUCUCCUCGUAUCAGCUGGAGCAGAUGACAAGCGCUAUCUGAAGCUUGUCGCGAUGGCUAUUGCCGUUCCCCCUCUGGUGCAGGGUAUCGGUAGCCAGCUUGAAGUGAUGUUGAGAAGCGCCUUUGUCGUAGGCGCAUCGGGUGCAGUAGGAACGCAACUGAUUGAUGCCUUGGUUUCAUCUCGUCAAUUCAAAAAAGUCCUUAUUAUUGGAAGAAGAGAAAUUCCGCUAAAGCAUGAGAAUGUGGAGCAAGCUGUGAUUAAUUUUGAUGCAAUUGAAAACCAUGCUGAUGUGUUCAAAGAUAUGGAUGUUGGAUUCUGCGCUCUUGGAACGACUCGUGGUAAAUCAGGAAAGGAAGGUUUUUAUAAAGUGGAUCACGACUAUGUGCUGAAUACUGCUAAGGUUGCUAAAGAUCAAGGCGUGAAAGAGUUCAUUUUGGUUACCUCUAUGGGAUCGAAUGAAAACUCAUGGUUUCUCUACCCAAGAACCAAGGGUGAAGUUGAGCGGGACGUUGCUGCUCUUGGAUUUGAUAAAUUCCUCAUUGUACGGCCUGGAAUGCUCGAAGGCCCAAGAGAAGAGCAUCGCUUUGGCGAAUCUUUGGCGAAAAUUUUCGUCAAGCCCUUAAAGCUGCUGAGCAACUCGAUAGCCAUUUCUACGACCGAUGUUGCCAAGGCCAUGGUUGUCGGAGCUUGCUCAAACGAAAUUAAAGGUAAAGUGAUUUGGGACAAUGCAACGUUGCUCGAAAAGAAGGAAUCUUUUGAUAAUUUAUGCAAAUAG